Messenger RNA from Cooperia oncophora, 525 nucleotides. The record is from the annotation of a GenBank genome assembly. NCBI's taxonomy places the organism in Eukaryota, Metazoa, Nematoda, Chromadorea, Rhabditida, Trichostrongylidae.
AUGGUAUUUGUUCCUUUCCUACAGCAACAGUGGACUUCGAAAAGAAUCGAUGAGGAUGCAGCACUCGAUGAGACAAACGUAGUAGCUGCUCGAGUAAUUUAUCAUUGUAUGCUCCUGCGUUCUGCAGUGGCGGGAGCCUUGUUCUCGCCAUCGGUCUAUUAUACAUUAUCAGUACGACUUCACUUUGCGGAUAUUGAGCAGGGAAACAAGUUAGGCGUAUUUCAAAGUAUUCUGUCAAUCUAUGAUGGAGACCAUCUACUCAAAACAUAUACGAAGGCAUCGUACUUGAAAGAACCUACGUUGGUUACGAAGAUGAUUUGGGUCUUGUUCUUUCCGCUGUACUUCGUUGGUAUGUUCCAUAAUUAUAACAUUCUGGAUAUUCCUUUCGCAACGGAGCAUAUAGAAACGUACGGUCGGUCAUCUUCGAAACUCGUAUUCCAGCUCCAGGAUCGUAGAGCGCAGCUCCUUUCACUGUUCAAAACUCAGUACACUGAAAACACUGGUCUACAUUUCCAUGACUACUAG